This is a messenger RNA of Aspergillus affinis, 738 nucleotides long. RefSeq names its product reverse transcriptase. NCBI's taxonomy places the organism in Eukaryota, Fungi, Ascomycota, Eurotiomycetes, Eurotiales, Aspergillaceae. The record is from RefSeq and is a predicted model, not a curated record. Bases 1 to 738 code for a protein of 245 amino acids. The transcript has a single exon.
AUGCGCCAACUGUAUCAGGCAUGCGUCACACCAAUUAUAGACGACGCAUCGACGGUCUGGCACAAUCCGCUCCGAGACAAGAUAUAUCUUCGGCUCCUAGAGACAGUACAAAGAACGGCUCUCAUCCGAAUCCUUUCAGCCUUCCGGACAGUUUCCACGGUGGCACUCGAAGUUGAAUCCUACAUGCUACCCACUCACUUGCGACUCAAGCAGCGGGGACAGACGGUGGCUGCUCGCUUCAGCACGCUACCAGAAGACCACCCGGUCCAUGAAGUAAUCAAGCGAGCAAAGGAACGCAGCACUUAUACCGGCUCCGGAGCCCGCUUUCCCCUCGCCGAAAAACUGAGAACCAUGGACCUUAGGCGGCUGCUGGCCUUAGAAACAAUCGACCCAAAACCACUAGCACCGUGGCGAGCCCAGCCGUUUAUAGAAAUUGAGAUCGAGCCGGAUCGAGAGAAAGCUCAGGCUAACGCCCUGGCGAAGCAAUCCACAAGAAGUAUUACAGUCUUUUCAGAUGCUUCAGGAAAAGAGAAUCAACUAGGGGCCGCAGCAGUAGCGCUUGACCUCAACCGGCAGAUAACGGGGUCUCGACAAGUCAGUAUCUGUUCAAUGGAAUACUGGUCAGUCUACGCGGCUGAGCUCAUGGCAAUCUACUAUGCAAUCGGGCUGGUUUUUCCACUGGCACGGAAGAACCCAAGUUACUACAACUACGACCCAAAGCCCAGCGACAAUCCUUAG